Messenger RNA from Guyanagaster necrorhizus, 2338 nucleotides. RefSeq lists its product as uncharacterized. NCBI's taxonomy places the organism in Eukaryota, Fungi, Basidiomycota, Agaricomycetes, Agaricales, Physalacriaceae. Gene Ontology annotation, biological process: mitochondrion organization; phospholipid transport. Gene Ontology annotation, molecular function: lipid binding. The record is from RefSeq and is a predicted model, not a curated record. The coding region runs from base 33 to 2174 and encodes 713 amino acids. The transcript is spliced from 3 exons. Gene Ontology annotation, cellular component: ERMES complex.
GCUAUUCGUCCCUAUUUGCCUCCUGCAAUGUCAUGUCUUUCACCUUCAACUGGCCUCGGUUUUCGGACCAGUUCCACUACGAUGCCAUCCAGAUGCUCAACAAUGCUCUCAACAAAGGCGACAAGCCCCCCAUCAUAGCUGACAAGAUAGAGGUCGUCGAGUUGGAAAUGGGCACCGAGCCGCCAGAGCUCGAGAUACGAGAGAUUGGAGAGCUAACCAUGGAUCAGUUUCGUGGUAUUUUUCGAAUGUCUUACGCGGGGGAUGCACAUUUGGUACUCAAGACCAAAGUGCAGGCAAAUCCUCUGAAUCACAAACAACCCGAUAUUCAUCUCAUGGCCGGAACCAAAGGCAUGCUGGCUGCCAAACAGCCGCUCGUCGUACCGAUGCUUCUACGCCUUUCCCAGUUCAAAUUGCGAUCAAUAGUCGUCCUUGUCGUGUCCAAGCAGAAGGGUAUUACUCUGGUAUUUAAAACCGACCCUCUUCAAAGCGUGGACAUCAAUAGCACCUUCGACUCGAUAGCCGUCAUCCAGAAAUUCAUUCAGAGGGAGAUCGAAGGACAGCUCCGCCAAAUGUUCCGUGAAGAUCUCCCUGGCAUCAUUCAUCGGCUAAGCCAACAGUGGAUAAAAGCCAAAGUGGAAGCGCCUUAUCUUGCCAAGAAACCUAUUCUUCGCCCUGUUCCAUACCCUCCAUCCGAGCCCCAGCUAGCUCCCCUUUCAUUCAAGAAUGUAGCUGAGGUACCGAGUGCUGAACAGAGACUUCCUGAACAUCAGUAUCACGGUUCCCAUUCUUCCCCUCGUAACCGACGUCUUCCUUCAUCUUACGCGCCCUCUGUUGCCACUGAAAGUCGUCGAGCUGCUACUACCCGAUCAACGCAUUCGUCACCCCCUGCACCUCGCGCUGAGGACACAUCCAGUAGUACCUUCCCCGAUCUCGAAAAUUUCGAUCCCACAUACGGUUUACGGCCUGAGGGAGUCCCUACAAAAAGCGUAUUUAACGGUUUCAGCAGCCUCUUUAUGCCUAAUCGUGGACUCGCGGACUUGGCGGAAGAAGAAAGCGAGGUCGGUGACUAUGACGAUGAAUCUACAUCGUAUGACCUUGUUGACUGGGAUGAUGACAUUGAACACACCACCCCCCCGAACAGUGACGUGAACGAAGGAAGGGAGAACCCAGUGACAGAGUACGAGACCAUUCCUGCUGUAGGUGGUGGAAUGAUCACUCGGCCCCGGAUAUACCAUUCCCAGUCCAUGCUGCAGAGCCCAGGCGACGGGUCUUCGACUGCAUCCGCAUCCUUUUACCCACAACGAAGAGAUAGUAGAAUGUCGCUACGUGACUCUAUAGCGACUUCUUCACGUCCAGGGUUUGCAUCGCCAGGCUUCCUUUCUCCAAGUUUCCUACCAGGUGUCCGACGGGCAAACUCCUUGACAAAUCCUUACUUCAGUGAUUAUCAAUUGAGCAGUCGUUCUUUGACCGGCUUGGGUCUCAGCUCCCUCAGGUCGUCACCAACGCCAACAACUGCGUCUCUCCGCAUUCCACACCAACGGCCGACAACCCCCGAAAGUCCCGACACCCCAUCUUCCACACAGGCCAUACCCACUCCACCUGCUCCCCCCUCAGAACGAUAUCGACGCUUUUCAGUGUCAUCCUCACCCACGAUGGACAGUGCUUUUCUUCCUAGUGGUUCUCAUCCAACAUAUACCACAAUGUUAUCUGAUUUAGAGUCAUCUCCCAAAAUAAUAAUUCGACCCUCUCUACUGAAUAACACUAUCAGCCAUUUCUCUACGCUGAGCCAUUCCAACCACACGUUAUCUCCAUACACCCGCUCCUUGCAGCACUUCACCGUUCGCAGCGGUCCCCCUCGGUACGGAGAGGGCGCGUCCCUGGGGCCAGAGAGACAGCCUGUUAAAGCGAAGAGAAAACGAACUUAUCACAUAGGCAGCGGACCCAAACCUCCUCCCGAGUCAGAGCCAGAGCCAGAGCCUCCCGCACCAAUCCUGACUAACCCCCCUCCCGACCUAGAUUCCUCCCGACCACCAUCAGAAUUCGAUCUUGCCGACAUGGACCGGUAUUUUCGCUCUUAUGAUGAUCUAAAUCAGAAUCAGAUAAUUCCCAACGGAUCACCAAACCUGCAUCCAAAUCACGUUCGCCUGCGACGAUCCUAUUUGCACCCUGAAUAAAAUAAUAUCUUUUUUUUUCAUUUUUCUUUGCAUUUGUCGUCUCUUACCCACUACCCUUCCUCAUUCCCACGGUACCGUUGUAUGUAUCACUAUUGUUAUUGUGUAUGAAGACCCGGUUGAAAGGGCUCCGACAGUUGCAUCGAGGGAGCCGGCGAGGCAAAUUC